CUCUCUCUCUCUCUCUCUCUCUCUCUCUCACUCAUUUCAGUUAUUUGCAAUGCAGCCUCGCCAGAGUUGUGUCCGGUCAUCGGCAGCGGAGGAGAAAAAGAAAUCAAAACAUUUUAUGAAGGCCAUUCUUCCCUCACCUAUUCAUGCUACUCAACUAAGAAUUCCAGAUGAAUUUAUAACAAGAUUUGGGAAUGAACUCAACAAUGUUACUACAAUUACUGUUCCUGAUGGUUGUAUUUGGAAAAUCACACUCAACAAAUGCGGCAAAGACGUUUUCUUCCAAAACAAUUGGCAAGAAUUCACAGAAUACUAUUCAAUAGGUUAUGGUUCAUAUUUAGAUUUCAAGUAUAAAGGGAAAUCUAAGUUUAAUGUCAUUAUAUUUGAUUCAACUUCUGUUGAGAUUUGCUAUCCAAGUACUAAUGAAGAACCAAACAUAAAGUGUCCUAGGAAAAUAUCCAAGGUUGAAACAAGUGACAAGAAUCAUGGGACUGAAUUCAACUCUGCUUCUAAAAGAGCAAAGGAUGCUGCUUUUUUUCGUUCAACAUUCAUUAAAAACAGAUAUCCGUAUGUUCAUUCUGAUUUUGCUUCAAAGUAUCUGAAGCCAAAUGUUCCAUUCAAGCUCCAAAAUUGUCAUGGACAGCAAUGGAAAGUAUUUUGUGCAUUGCAAGAAGCUGGAAAAUCGGCAAUGCGAAUAACGAGGGGAUUCAGAAAAUUUGCAAGGGAAAACAAUCUGUCAUGUAGAAAGGAAUAUGAGUUUAAGCUGAUCAAGAGGAAGCCUGUUGUUGUGCUACAAGUUACUACAUCUUGCACGCCUUGCCGGCGAAGGUGUGUCGGGUCAUCGGUGGAGAAGGAAGUUAGGGAAUCAAAACAUUUUAAAAAGGCCAUACUUCCCUCACCCUUUCAUGCCAACAAAAUUAGAAUUCCAGAUGAAUUUAUAAGAAGAUUUGGAAAUGAACUCAGUAAUGUUGCUACAAUUACUGUUCCUGAUGGUUCUAUUUGGAAAUUCACACUCAACAAAUGCGGCAAAGAUGUUUUCUUUUCCAACAAUUGGCAACAAUUCACACAAUACUAUGAUAUAGGAUAUGGUUCCUACCUGUCUUUCAAAUAUAAAGGGAAUUCUAAGUUUAGUGUUAUUAUAUUUGAUGCAACUUCUGUUGAAAUUUGUUAUCCAAGUACUAAUGAAGAACCAAACAUAAAGUCUCCUAGUCCUAAUCCUGGUCCUAAGAAAAGGUCCAAGGUUGACACAACUGAGAAGAAUCAUGAGACUAAAUUCAUAUAUGCUUCUAAAAGAGCAAAGGAUGCUGCCAAUCAGUUCUACCCGAAAAACCCGUUUUUUCGGUCAACAUUAAAUAAAAAUAGAUAUACAUAUGUUGCUUCUAAUUUUGCUGAAAAGUAUCUUCUGCCGAAGGUUCCUAUCAAGCUCCAAAAUUCUCAUGGACAGCAGUGGGAAGUUUCUUGUGUAUUCAAUAUGGGCAGAACAUUCGGAAUGAGGAUAACAGGUGGAUUUUGUAAAUUUCAAAGGGAUAACAAUCUGUCAUUGGGAGAUACUUGCGUGUAUGAGCUGAUCAAGACGAAGCCGGUGGUCGUGUUACUAGUCACAGAGUUUCGUGCGGAUCACUAUCUCCAUUAACAGCUUAUGUAUUCUGUAAUUGUACCGCGAUUAUGAAUGAGGCAUCAUGUUGCAUGCCUAGAUGUGGUUUUGGUAUUUGAUAUAUAUAUGCAUUGUACCAACUAGUAACAGACACUUAUUUUAUUCUGUUUUAAAAUCUUUAGGGUGUUCUAGUUCAAAUACUUGAACUAUGUUUUGGGGAUGUUGUCAUGGAAAAUCUUACUUCUACCAUAUCUAUUUUGUUGGCUAUGAGACAUUGGUUUGAUUCA
Molecule: messenger RNA, 1878 nt
Organism: Cicer arietinum (chickpea)
Lineage: Eukaryota; Viridiplantae; Streptophyta; Magnoliopsida; Fabales; Fabaceae
Source: RefSeq, a predicted model, not a curated record